Molecule: messenger RNA, 222 nt
Organism: Oncorhynchus mykiss (rainbow trout)
Lineage: Eukaryota; Metazoa; Chordata; Actinopteri; Salmoniformes; Salmonidae
Product: retinal cone rhodopsin-sensitive cGMP 3',5'-cyclic phosphodiesterase subunit gamma-like
Biological process (GO): positive regulation of G protein-coupled receptor signaling pathway; visual perception; positive regulation of epidermal growth factor receptor signaling pathway
Cellular component (GO): photoreceptor outer segment membrane
Molecular function (GO): 3',5'-cyclic-nucleotide phosphodiesterase activity; cGMP binding
Source: RefSeq, a predicted model, not a curated record
AUGGCAGACGUUGCAACUGCUGCUGAAAAGAAGGCCCCCCCUAAAUUCAAGCAGAGGACUACCCGUACCUUCAAGAGCAAGGCACCCAAGCCUGGCCAGAAGGGAUUCGGUGACGACAUCCCCGGCAUGGAGGGUCUCGGCACAGACAUCACAGUGGUCUGCCCAUGGGAAGCUUUCGGUGACAUGGAACUCAGUGACCUGGCGAAAUAUGGAAUUGUUUAG